ACGCGGGUGCUUGAGAUAUCGAGAUUUUUUGGUGCUUCGACUUUCUCCCACCCUCCCUGUUCAUUACUACAUAUUUUGUUCUUUCCGAUUUUUUUUAUUCCUUGUUAUUAUUGUUGCUGUUGAGUGCGGGAAGAGAUCGUUCCUUGAUUGUUUUCCACGUUAGAAGAUGAGUUGUUAUUUAUUUGUUUGAAACAAAAAAGUUGUUUGUUUGUUGAAAAUAAAGAAGAUAAAAAUAGCUUGCCUCAAUCGCCACCCAAAGUUUGGUGGAUUAUUAACUGUAGAAACUGUGAUUUAUAGUAAGGAGAAAAAAAAAGUUCGUUCCAAGCGAUCAGUGUGACUUUACAUCGGGAUGGCCUACACUGGACUGAUACUGGCAGUGAUAACGAUCGUCCUGUCGGUGGUGUGUUACUUCAAGAUCCUGUACGAAUGGCACCGGAAGGUGCGGGUGCAAACGGUGCGUCCGACGCGUUAUGCAGCAAAGAACUCGAACGAGCUCGGUAAGGAAUCGGAACGGAACGACGAGCUGGUAACGUUCUCGCAAGCUCCGGGCCCGAUGCCGUGGCCCAUACUGGGCAGUCUCGGUAUCCUCGGCAAGUACGAGGUACCGUUCGAAGGUUUCACGGCACUCGCCCGGAAGUACGGCGAUGUGUACAGUUUGACACUCGGUUCCAACCGGUGCCUGGUGGUGAACAGUCUCGAACUGAUACGGGAAGUGCUGAAUCAGAACGGGCGGUACUUCGGCGGACGACCGGAUUUCCUGCGCUUCCACAAGCUGUUCGGCGGCGAUCGCAAUAAUUCUCUUGCCUUGUGUGAUUGGUCCGCACUGCAGCAGAAGCGCCGCAACCUGGCCCGGAAGCACUGUUCGCCUAACGAUGCCUCCAGCUACUAUCAGAAAAUGAGCGACGUCGGUGUGAUGGAGAUGCACCGGUUCAUGGAUCAGUUGGACGAGGAAGUAAUGCCGGGUCAGGACUACAAGGUGAAGCCGUUGAUAAUGCAGGCCUGUGCGAACAUGUUCAGCGAGUAUAUGUGUUCGGUUCGGUUCGAUUACAACGACGAAGGCUUCCGGCAAAUGGUGCGUAACUUCGACGAAAUAUUCUGGGAAAUCAAUCAAGGUUAUGCAGUGGACUUCAUGCCAUGGUUGGCUCCCUUCUAUCACAAGCACAUGAAUAAGCUCAGCCGCUGGUCGGUCGACAUCCGUGAGUUCAUAUUGAAACGUAUCAUCAACGAACGAGAGCAGAAUUUCGGCGAGGAUGACCCAGAACGGGACUUCACCGAUGCACUGCUGAAGAGCCUCCGGGAAGAUCCUACCGUUAGCCGUGACACUAUCAUUUAUAUGUUGGAAGAUUUCAUCGGAGGCCACUCUGCUAUCGGCAAUCUGGUCAUGUUAGCUCUCGGAUACAUUGCCAAACAUCCGGGCAUUGGUAGCAGAAUUCAGCAGGAAAUUGAUCACGUAACCGAGAACGGCCAGCGCAAUGUCACAUUGUACGACACUGAAAGUAUGCCGUUUACCGUAGCCACCAUAUUCGAAGUGUUGCGAUAUUCCUCUUCACCCAUCGUGCCGCACGUGGCCACCGAGGAUACCUGCAUCGCCGGAUAUGGAGUAACCAAGGGCACUAUCGUUUUCAUCAACAACUACGAUCUGAACACCAACGAGAAGUACUGGGAAAACCCGAAAAGUUUUGAUCCGGAACGGUUUGUCGAAAGCGCCACCAUGGCCCAGAUCCGAUCGGAUCUGGUCGGAUCGCCUACCGCCAAACAGGAUCUGAGCAGUAUCAUCAAAAAUAAUAACAUCAAUGCUUCCAACGAAAACCAGAAGCAGAUCCUGCGAGUAAAGAAAAACAUUCCUCAUUUCCUGCCAUUCAGCAUCGGCAAGCGAACAUGCAUCGGUCAAAAUCUCGUUCGGGGCUUCAGUUUCAUCAUUCUGGCCAACAUCCUUCAGAAGUACAACGUUAGCACAAACGACCCGGGUAUGAUCAAGAUGUACCCAGCCUGUGUUGCCGUUCCGCCGGACACGUACCCACUAGCGUUCACACAGCGCGCGCAACACUGAACGCACUUCGAUUUACUCUAGCUAGUAGUUGUAGGUUAUUGUGUAAAUAGAUUCCUAUCGGAACAUUCCACUUCCCCCAUUCCCAACUAAAUUAUUCUAUCCCAAGUGGCGCUAUAUCUAGCAGUAAUAGUAUUAGUAUUUUGUGUUUGCACUGCAAACUGAAACCGAUCUAGCAUGCCGCGAAUCCUUAUUAGUCGCAUAAGACAACCGCAAAUAUAUUUGGCAUUUAUAUUUCAAUAAUAGGUGGAUCGAAGCAUGAGACAAAAUCGCACAAUGGUUUGAUUUGUACCCGCAAAAAAAUGGGAUAAUUGAAAGAGUUUCGUUUUUAUAAAACAUAUAUCUUAGCUUAUAGCAAUGUUAGCACUAGAUAAAAGAGAAAGUGACAUUUUUGAGCACGAAAACAUAUAUACAUAUCUCUUUACGGUAUACGUAGGUUACUCUUUCGCAACAAAUCAGUAUACCUGCAUUUAUGAAUGCGCCAAUUGCAAACGUUAUUAUAGCUACUUGUUGAAAGGUUACAUUUCAGAUUAGUCAGAGUCAAGAAGUUUGUAUUCGAUGGCUGCUAGAGAAAAGAACACUUUUUAUAAGAGUUAAGACUGAAUUCGCACGCACUCUCUACCGAUAUGAUACUCGUUUUCGCGUUUAACCUCCCACUUUUUUCAGUUACCUUCUUCUCAACUGAAUCGCUAUCAUCAUCAUUGUCAUCUUCCUUCUCAUUAUCCUCAUUUUAAACUUAUCCCGCCUGGAGUGCGUGUCGGUUAUGUUACGAAGUAAACGUAUUUAAAAAACAGAAAACAAACACUGAAUUAUUAACUGAAGAGCAGUCUUGUGUAGGUAGGGAACCCACUCAGCGAGAGAAGUAGGCAAAGGAUUGCAUGUAUUUUAUUACUAGAAUAAUAUAUUAAAUUUUGUAUUAUGAGUCCGAUGAUUGUUCCGACAAUGCUUAGUAUUGAACGAGACGAUGACUUUUCAGUGUGUUUGUAGGACUAUUCUGUUCACAGCUUGGAAAGAAGUUUUUACAAUUACUUGAAAUAUGAAGAGUAAUAAAUUUAAUACAUUCUACAAAUUAACUAAAA
Molecule: messenger RNA, 3126 nt
Organism: Malaya genurostris
Lineage: Eukaryota; Metazoa; Arthropoda; Insecta; Diptera; Culicidae
Product: cytochrome P450 307a1-like
Exons: 2
Coding region: 350-2050 (566 amino acids)
Molecular function (GO): iron ion binding; monooxygenase activity; oxidoreductase activity, acting on paired donors, with incorporation or reduction of molecular oxygen
Source: RefSeq, a predicted model, not a curated record